ACGGACUGAUGUUUUUUCAGCAAUCUCAUCGUGGAGAUUACAUGCAGGACCUCUCGCGACAGCAGAGGUGGGCUCGUGGCGAGGGCGGUUCUCGCAACGCCGGUACGGGACGCGCUUCUGCUGUAACUGGUAUCGCGAAAUCCGCCAGGGCUGGCGGUGGUGCUCUCGCAGGUAGACGUACGGAACAGGGCCAACCUCGCGAGAAGGUCAGCUCUGCGAAACUUGGCAAGGCUUCCAGUAUCUUGUCUGCUGUGUCGAGCAGGCGCUCUAAGUUUGCGUAGCCGACUUGCGAGGCCUUCGUAUCAUCAUAUCCGUUUUCGUGUACCAUACUAUAUACCCACGUUUUCCCAUGCCCAGCAAUCCUAAUCGUUCUGUACAGUCGUUCUGUAUGCCGCCAUGUAUACCAUCCCCCACCUGGCAUUAAUAUUAUUAUCACCUUGAUCUGUCUGCGGCGCGUCUAAAAACCCCUCGUCUCGUCUGUGUCAACCGUCAUGAUAUCAGCCGCAGAUGCUGCCAACGUCGCCUCGUCCUCGCUGCCUGAGCAGACAGACAGCACGCUGAAGAUCGAGGAAGGCGAGGACACGCCCGCGGUGCAACAGCUCAAAUCGCUCCUCAAUCGCACCCUGCGUGUGACGACUCGCGACGGACGAGUCUUCCUCGGGUCCUUCGCGGGCACCGACAAGCUGCUCAACGUCCUCCUUAUGAACACAGACGAGUUCCGGUUUUCGCCCCCGCAGCACGCGAAUCCGGGCGGACGCUUCGUCGGGCUUGUGCUCAUCCCCUGGAAGCUGAUCAUGAGCGUCGAGGCGCAGAGUGCGCACCAACCGAGGGUGGUCGACGUCGACCCUGGCGUCGGCUUGCGGGGGAUCGUGGAGACGUGCGACGAUGCCGAUGACGGAUUAUACACCUAGACGCAGCGUAGAGCUUCUGAAUUCAACGUCGUGAGUACACCUUCGGCAAGCUACUUGAGCUAUAGUGAAUUGUUGCCGGCGCCAUCGUCGGUCUUCUGAGGCUUUCAGGACCGCCGUUGAUGAGCAUCACGAUCGGUUUGAAGGGCCUCCGAGCUCGGCAGAUGUGACCGAGUCCGACGCAUUCAGGCUUUGUCAUAGGACUACGCUGUCGCCGAGCACCAUCCUCACCGAGUUGAGAGCAAGUACACGUAUGGGUAGUGAACAGGGCGCGGUAUUAAGGUUGCAAGGGGUAUAUACAAUGCCGUACUCAUGUAGAUGAAGUUCCCGAAAUUACGAAUUGAUCGUCGGUCAUUAUCUCGUCUAUCCAAACGUCUCUCGAACGUCCCGAUUAUAUCAUAUAGAUUUCUACAGUUUGCGAGCAAUUGAAGCAUAAUUAUCUUGGCUUCAAUAGAACGAUUGCUUGCCGUACGCGCGUCCGAACCGCCAGGGGACAUUGCGGGGUGGACGCGAGGGGGCAAUGUUGUAGGUGAACACCGCUUGUCGGGAGUGGGUGUUGCAGCGCCGCUUUGAGUUGGACUGGUUGAUCUACACGUCAAAGCAGGGACUAAGCUCUCCGUCCGUCGUUCAGGAGUCACGGCCGGGCGCACCUUGUGUCUCAGCAUGAUCAGCUUCGCCAUGCACGCGGGUGGUCCCGUCUCUCGUAUUGGGUUGCCUGCGGAGCGCAAUAGGGCCGCACGGUCAAUGUCACAGACGUCAUCGGGCAGGAGUAGCAGGAGGGAUUCUUACGGGUCGACACCAAUGCCAGACCGGCUUCGUGCGCGUCGAGGAUCUCGUCGCACGCCAUGGUGGCCCACAUGGAAGGGAAAAGCAGGCAGCAGAGGAUGAGGGCGGCGACGAGAGAGACGAGGAACAUGGCGAGCAUCAUGCUCCUAGGGCGCAGGAGAGCGGCAGACGCUCGGAAAGGACCACAGAACGGGCAACGAGCGUGGGGGGUCUGGCA
Molecule: messenger RNA, 1911 nt
Organism: Phanerochaete carnosa HHB-10118-sp
Lineage: Eukaryota; Fungi; Basidiomycota; Agaricomycetes; Polyporales; Phanerochaetaceae
Exons: 1
Coding region: 492-911 (139 amino acids)
Cellular component (GO): NatC complex
Source: RefSeq, a predicted model, not a curated record